AUGGAUGAGGAUGAGGAUGUCUUGAAAACACAGGAGGAUGGUUUGCGUUCCGAUAUACUGGAACUCAGAGCACAAAUAGAGGAGAAUGAGCUUAUUCAUGGUAUACCUUCGAAAGGGAUGAGUUCUGUAUACAUUCCCAAAGAUCCGGAUUAUUUUCGGCGAGAGAGAAAGUUAAUCUUGCAACGCACAUUGCAAGUACUUGAACCGAAACCUAUCACGUUGCAAGCAGAACUGAUGAUGCAAGAACUGGAUGCCUGUAGUCAACGUGAAUUUACGGAGAAGACUUUACCGAUUCUCUUGCACCAGUAUUUUAUUGACAGGAUUCAUCAAAUAGUUCUUCUAAAACACGGCUAUCUUCUGCGAUGGAAGCGCUAUUGUUCCUCAACUGCAGCCGUAGAGACUAUUCAAUCAGAAUAUCUGAAUCGACUUGAAUACUUGACGAACGAAUAUCUCGACGCAAGUUCACGGGCUCAUAGGCUUGCUUCGACUAGAGAGGGUAUUUUAGCUAAUUCGGACAAUGGCGUGGAGGAUGUAACCGUCGAAGAUUACCAGAUAUAUCUACGGUAUCACUUAUCACAACUCCAGUCUCUUUCCUAUGCAAACCAGUUGUUGAACAAACAGUAUCCAUAUAUUCUGUGCGAAGAUGUCACAAAUGUCGCACCGCGCGGUGGUUCUGAAGCUGGCGGAACUGAGGCGGCAACAGUGAAUUUAACGAAAACGCAAGGGGCAGUCGAACGUGAAAUGUCAGCGCACUCGAUGAGUGCCGAUGAAGGUGAAGCACUUAUAGCGGAAGAAACUGAAACUUUGCGCUCUGGACAGCGUGCUUCCAGUGAAAAGGGUGAAUCGGGAGUUCCUCCAUCCCAACCUGUUGAAGCCGGUGUGAUUUUGGAUGAACUGAAAGCUCUGGAACAGGCACAUGCCGUGAACGAAUCCAUGUUUGACGAGACUAACACAGCCACCACUGCGCGCAGUUUACCGCCUUCAACAAAAAAAAAGUCAUUUCAACGAAAAUCCCUAACAAACGUGGAGGAUUCUGAUGAUCCGCUGCAAGGACGAGGCUCAGAGAUUGCUUCUGCACCACAUCCUCAAAGUCAUUUUCGUUUUUCCGAACAGGCUCCACAGCCCCCAGCCAUGAUGCACGCUGCUGUAGUUGGUGCCAAUGCUCCCUUGCAACCUACAAAAGCAAAUUUGGAUUUGGCAUCCAGUGGUGGCGGUAUUGUGACGAAUGACAAGGUCGCAGCCCCCCCACUGCACUCAAAUGACCUCGAAACACUUCGACCGCAUUUGGUCUACUUUUGUCACGCUUAUGGUAUUCAAAUGAACAUCCAAGCGAUUCGUUCAUCAGCAGACGAAAUGGAGUUGUUUGCAGUGAUAAACAGAAAGUUUCGACAGAUAUUCAGUAGACAAGAGGAAAUGCUUACCUUCAAAACGUAUGACAGCGCAAAAUCUGCUUCUGAACGGUGGGGUCUGGACAGCUGGGUACGCGCUGUGAGAAAACCCAGCAACUGGUUACCCUAUGUAAAGCUUCGACCAAGACGUCACGAAUACCUAGUCAAGCUUACCAUGGAACUUCGAAGUGGGACCGUAGUUGAUGACCUCCUCAAAGCCUCGGCGAACUUUCUCAAAAUGAAAUCCCCGGAGAAAGUGCAAGAUUCUUUACGCCACCACGCAAUGCUUGUGCAACAUCCACCAAUUGUCCAUUCAGCAUCUGUGGUGUCGCAUCGUCAGGGACAGAGCACAGCAGAAAUAUUCAAAAAAAUCUACAACAACUCGGACGUCUUCGGCAAAGCGUCGGCAGAUACGGAUGAGCCCGGUAAACGACAAGACGACUAUGACUUUACACAAGCCAUGCAAAUGUUGGGUUUGGAUGAUGCUACGAAUGCCAAAGACGAUCCGUCUAGUGUUCAAGGCGCCUACCUCUCCUAUCUACACUUGCGCCACCUGAAACUUCGUGAUGUAAUGCGUACGUGCAUUUCCGUGUUGAACUAUUUCCGAUCAAUUGAAAGAACAUUGACCAUAAACGACCAAGGUUUGUCAAUGAAUUCCAGGGGUGGUGUAGAACGCACAAGCCCUCCCAACCACCGUGUUGGAACCGAAGCUCAAGGUCAUAAAGGAGGGGGAAACACGAUCGACGGUCAUGGAUAUUUGUUUAACUCUCCUCAAGAAUUCAAAAUCAAAGAGACCGAAUUUAUGCAGUUCGCAGAAGUGGAUAAUCACGAUGACUUUUACUUCCAUGAAGAAGGCCGUAUUCACGUUCGAGAUCAAGUCGGGUUUUGGAUAGUCUACGACGCUGCUUUGGAAGACUUCAACAAGCUGGAGCAAGACUUACUCUUGUUGGCUACGGCAUUUAUCCAGAGAGACCGUCAAUCUCGGAUGUCUUCAAACACCAAGAAAAAAGGAGUUAAUCAAGAGGCCCAAUCGAGCGACUUGGAUAUUGCGAGGUAUGCGCAUCGGGAUGUUGAUCGUUUCGGUGUAUUGUACGACAUAUGGAUCAACGAAUGUGCAUUCCAGCAGGCAAAGCAAAAGCUCAUGGAUGUGUACAUGGAAGUUUAUGGUCACAUCAUAUCCAGGGACAGUAGAAGACGCCUUGCACAAAUCAUGACCAAUCUAAUGUACCAGAGGCCAAGACUGGAUUUGAAUGAAUCAUACUUUGUUCUGGCUUACCGAUAUGAGUGUGCAAUUUUGCGGCAAAGAACGGAAAUCAUGCGUUGUAUUUUGAACCACCAGAUAUUAAACCAACGGGAGUAUUUGAAGAAGAUUCAUGUGGAGAAACCAGAAUUCGGCCUACCUCCACCACUAUUGGAACGCUUUCCGAUCGCAGUCCAUUCAGAUGAAACGUUGCUGACACCUGUUUAUCUAUUGGAAUUCCAUCCAUCACUCUCCUGCGCACCGAGUUUGGCCGCUGCAAUGGACCAAAGCGUACAGCAACUAUAUGAGCUUUUCACGCCGAACCAUCCGAUGCAGGAGAUUGUUUUGGAGAAGCGAUUUUAUGACUUUUUACGUUACGAAGUCGAAACCCUUAAACCACUCGGUGGAUCCUACACAGCUCAGCUACAGCGCGAUCUAUUCUCCUCCUACUUUGUCGAAGAUGCCAUCCAAAUGUGUGAACUGUCCAAUCAGCACCUUGCAGCUAUUCAGAACCGCAAUUCCCGAGGAGACAAGAAGACUAGACAAAUGUACCUGCUGAAUGAACUGGGUCGCCUCCUAGAUCUUGUAACGCUGCGGCAUCGUCUGAUCGAUUGUAUGUGGGAGUGUGAAGUACUGUCAAAAAUAUACUUAACAGUGGCUCAUGAAAUGGGUUUCGAUGACUUUCACCUGUUCAUUCGUCCUUUGCAAUUCGAGGCGGCCAAGUAUAAAGAGGGUGCAGAUGACCUCCGACCACCUAUAUAUAUAACGGCGGUACAAGAUGAUGAUUCAAUGUUAGACAAGUUUCUACCAUCAGCUCUUCCGCUUGCUAUCCAUGAAUUAGACGAAACGCACGUAGGAAAGUUUUCAUUCCGAGGAAAAGUGACCAUCAUGGAGAUGCUCGAGACACGUGGAGUUGAAAAUAUGCUGACAAUCCUAAAAGUACAGACUGCUCAUAAGAAUGCCCUCACCGCAUCCGUCAUGCUGGCCUACAAUGCCCGCCCCUCUUUCUAUACAAUGCAUGCGCCGAAAACCAAAACCGGCAUACUAAGGCCUUCAAACACUGGAGCCAAUCUAAUCAGUUACACGGGAUUGAGCGGCACGCAAGUCGGGCCCACACCUUUGGCGCUGGAGCGAUCAAAACACCAGUUGAAUGCCGAUUAUCAUCCUGAGGCAUUCUUUUCUAUCCAGUUGGAAAAGUCUCCAAGUCGUGACAGAACGCAGAAUGCGUUUAUCAAACGCACUCAAGGUGGUGGAAUCGCUUCUUCGAAGAGCUCUGUGGAGAGCGAGAAAAUGAAACGAGAGUUCAUUUCACAAUUUUGCAUGGACUUUGGUCAGCGAACUCAGCACAUUUCACUGCGGGCGCAAAUUAUUUCUACCUAUAGCUCAAUCCUAACAAUCUUGGAGAAAGUUCCCACAGUAACUGAGGACUUCUUCGUAAUUGGUUAUGCGUUCGAGAAAAAGAACCCAGAAGAUGACCUUGACGUGCAAGUGACCGAUCCAAGGACCCUCCGCACACGGCCAAGACGAGUUCUCUCAACAGAUGGCACAAAACUUUACAAUUUCUGGUUCAUUCCACAUUUUAUUGAAGUGUUGUUCAUAUUCCGACACUUGGAUGAUCUGUCAUGCACGAAGGCACUCCAGCGCAUGGCUCGACUCGCGUGUGUACUGCAUGAUAUCCUACAUUAUCUGAUCGCUUAUGCUCGUCUUGGAAUUAGUUCGGCGAAAAUUACGCCUGAACAACGACAACAGGUUAUCGCCGGCUCACAAAAGCACGGUGGUCAGCAAUGGCGUACCGCAACUCGUGGCGCUCUACCAACAGCCGCUGAGGUCGCAGCCAAUAUUGCAGGGACUACGAGCGCCGAAACGUUUGUAGCACAGUUGUCUUCUGCCGGAACUAUCCCAAGCAUGAAUAUGGCCCUUUCCUCUCCCGCCUUAUCAGUCACUCCACUCGACCUAAGCGUUCAUGGACGCAGUCUAGUGGUUGAUCAAAUCAUCGCUACCGAACUUCGGGAGAUCCAGUAUCAGAUCAAUCGUCUUCCGGAUCCGACUGAUCCAGAACAAGUUAUUCAAAUGUUGGAUCUGAGACGGGACGUGAUGUUUCUGCAGUUUGAUGUUUGUAUGCGAACAAUUCUGCGCGAAACAUUUCUUGCUGCAGGAAAUGUUGAAGCCUAUAAGGAAGUGGUGGAAAACAGUCAUUUUCCAUUGUCAGAAUUAUCCGACGUUCAACGACCAUGCCUAAAUGCGAUUGAAAUGAACGUCCCUGAGCCACUCGAGGCUCGUGACGAUCAGGCGAAAGCCCUUUUCCCAUGGCGCUCACUAAUGAACAGGUGUGGACCAUUCUUGUUGUUUUGUUUCGGUCCAUCGACUAUCGAGUACAACAUCCAUCUUUGCAUGGCUGGCCUCAAACCCGUAGACAGGCCAACAGUGCAUGGUGAAUUGUUGGCAAUGAAUCUUUGCCUGGAAGAUGUUCUGGACGUUGGUGACAUCCCGGAAGCUAAAGCUGGUGAACCGAUGCCAAUCCAACAGGCAGAAAAUAUGCAUUGUAUGCUGGGCAAGCGCACGCGUGACCGUCGUCGUGAAAUCCCUCCCCCUAACGCAGCAUCACCAACUGGGACUGGUGGACCUGCAAGUACUCCAGGCUCUGUGGCAGGUACUACGAACCCAGCAAACGCCACUGGGACAAGCAUCAACACCAUGAAUAUUACUCAUAGCAGUGAAACCCAAGGACAAAAGAGCUCAACGCACGGUGGUGCCGGAGGAACGGGACCUUUGACAACCACUCCGGACAAAACACCAAAGUUGAGCACGCUGGAUUCACCAGUUGCCGCCUAUACUCUUCUAAAGAAGUUCCUCAUUCUCUGGAAACGAGUCGAAUUGCUAAAGUAUGCAUGGGGUCGACGACGCUUGGGUGUGGAAUCCAUCAAUAAUCCGAACUUAUUCAAAACAUUCUGUUCUAUUUACAAGCGGGAGAAACUGUACCCGUUAAUCCGGAGCCUUGCCAUACAAUACAGACAACCGGAUAUGUACGCACUUGGCCCGUUGGAUGCCACUGACAUCAUUGUUAUGCCAAAGGGCAUACCGGAAAUGGUAGUACGACAAAGACAGCUUCUGAAACUGAUCGAAGCGUUCGAAUUCUACAUGAUUGCUGACCUUCGCAAAUUGCUUUUAAGGCAAACCGACCUGGUCAUCAAGGAGAGAAACCGCGAAGAAGGAAAUCUGCCUCUGGAAUUAUGGAAACGUCCGCUUCUGAAACUGAUCGAAGCGUUCGAAUUCUACAUGAUUGCUGACCUUCGCAAAUUGCUUUUAAGGCAAACCGACCUGGUCAUCAAGGAGAGAAACCGCGAAGAAGGAAAUCUGCCUCUGGAAUUAUGGAAACGUCCGGCAAUGAAAGAGACACUGUCAGUGAAAAGGCCUGGGUUGGCUGAUGAAUUUCUGGUCGAGCUGAUGUCGCACCUGGAACAAAACGCCAGAAACGAUACCUACAUCAUCACAAAGGAUAAGUUGAACGAGGUGUUGCAAACUGUGGCCAUCUCGGUGAUGCGCACGCAACGUGAAUCCUACGAGAAUUACUCAAUGUAUUACGAAAACUUGCUGAAGAAUCAACACAGCCUACUGUAUGCCAAAGAACGUGAAAUUGAAACUUUGAAAGAAACCUUGAGACAAAACGAACUGGAAACAAAUGUAACGGUGCAAUUUCAAAUGUCUGAGCAAGCACACAAUCUUCUGCUAGAGGUGACUGCUUUGCGAGCGAAGAUAGCGGAGCUGGAGGACAUCAAUCUUAAGACAGAAGCAAAAGUUCGCAAUCGCGUGCGAAGAGAAUUCAGUGUGGCGAUGCGCAAGUUAUUCGGGCUCAGUUUUGAACAAAAAUCUCGCAUUGACCAAUAUCGUGACCAUUUACAUGCAAUCACGCUGCAACGGAUUGCCGAAGUUCGUGAAGAAGCCUCAGCUGAGAUGGCUCGAAUCAAGGAACGCAGCGGAGCAAGAGCUUCAGCAGAGGAUGAACUAGCCGAACGAAAUCUCCGCCUCUCUCGUGAGGUCAAUACACUGCACCAAAGAAACAUCGGGCUCCAGCAGAUGAUGAGCCGUCUCCGUGUCAUGGCCCACUGGCAACAAACUACACUGCGGUGUGCAUUUGAAAAACAGAUCAGUGGUGUCGAGGAACAACGUAAUCAGAGCAAGAGUCAAGUUACGCGGCUCGGUAUCCUAUCAGAACAGCGAGUGAGGAUGCUGAAUGAAGAGAUGUCAAAACUACGAGAUCAUUUGUCUAACACAGAAAAGCAUCUGAAUGAUAUGCGAAAAGCCCUUGAUAAGGAGAUGUCGGACAAAGUUGAAAAGCGACAUGCAGCUGAACGCAAAGCAGCAACAGAUAAGCAAAUGGCGAUGGUGAAGCAAAUGCACAUUGACCAACUGAUGGCCGAGAUCGCUGAGAAGAAUGCAACUCUGGAAAAGAUGGGAUCACUGUUGGACGCAAGUGCGAAAUCCAAGAAACAGGAAGCCGAUAAAUCCGUACGUGAAGUCGAUUUGUUGCGCAAGCAAUUACGUGAAGAGCGGAAACUGAAGAAGUCGGCUAUCCACAAGGUGGACGACCUAAUGUCACAGCUUUACGAAUUCGAGACUGCCUACUCUUCUGGUCAAAAUCGACCUGGAGUCAACCUACCAACUGUGGCCCCUAAGGGUGAAGCAACAGCAGGGGGAGCCAGAAAAUUGUCUGCCGAAAUACAACGACCGUACGAGGAUUUGGUGGCUAAGAAGUCGGGACCAUAUACUUCGAAACACUAUCUACGAUUUCGACAGGAAACAACUCGUGUUCCACAACUUCGUGAACGACUCGCACAGCAAAUCUUGAGAAACGGCUCAGGUCAAACGCACAUGCACUUUCUCCGGACGCAUGACUAUUCGGAAACGGAAUAGAGCUACUUGGAAUUCAAUCGAACUCCACCCCAUCGACGACCAAAGCCGUUCAGUCAACGCGAAGCACCUUAUUCAUUUUGCAGUAAUGAACAAUCCCUGUACCCAUGAAACACUUAGCGAUCCAGCAAAGAUCAUAAAUUC
Messenger RNA from Opisthorchis viverrini, 7680 nucleotides. RefSeq lists its product as hypothetical. Bases 1 to 7539 code for a protein of 2512 amino acids. The record is from RefSeq and is a predicted model, not a curated record. The transcript has 43 exons. NCBI's taxonomy places the organism in Eukaryota, Metazoa, Platyhelminthes, Trematoda, Opisthorchiida, Opisthorchiidae.